AACGACGCCUCGACGAGCAGCCAGUCCGAGAUGUACCUGACCUUCAAGGUGGGCGACGACGAAUUCGGCGUGCCGAUCGUGCGGGUUCGGGAGAUCAUUGGCAUCCUGCCGAUCACCCAGGUGCCGGACGGGCCCGAUAGUAUCCGUGGCGUCAUCAACCUCCGCGGCCGGGUGAUCCCGGUUAUGGAUCUACGGUGGCGAUUCCGCAUGGACGGGGACACCACAUCGUUCCCCCGGGCCUGCAUCAUCGUCGCCGAGGUCCAGCAGGGCGGCCGCUUCGUCGAUCUAGGGCUGCUGGUUGACGCGGUGCGUGAGGUCUUCACGCUCGAGGCCCGCGAAGCGCAUUCUUCCGAGGACUUCCAGGCCACGAUCGAGCAGAGCUGCAUCGCCGGUCUGGCGAACGACGAGAGCGGCAUCAAGAUCCUGAUCAACGUCGACAGCGCCAUGCUGAUCGAAUCACUCGACGACGCCCUCUUCGAGCAAUACCGCGGACUGAUACAGAAGCUGUCGGGCGUCACGCUCGCGGACGCCAAGCACAGCUUCCUGCAGACUAGGCUCCGUAGCCGCCUGCACGCCGCCGGCUGCGAGUCGUUUGCGGUGUACUACGAGCUGCUCGAAGGCGGCGCGGACGGCGCCGAGGUGAAGCGCUUUAUCGACGCCGUCACCACCCACCACACGUUCUUCUUCCGUGAGGCCCAUCACUUCGAGCUUCUGGCCCGGCACGUCGCCGCGAAGUCCAAUGCUGGGCAGACACGGUUCCGGUUCUGGUCGGCCGCCUGCUCGACGGGGGAAGAACCCUACUCGCUGCUGAUGACGCUUGCCGAACGGCUCGGCGACGGCGGCCUCGCGCGGCUGGACCUCAAGGUCCUGGCGACCGACAUCUCCGCGCCGACGCUCCGCAAGUCGGCCGAGGGCGUUUACGCACAAGAGCAGCUGCGCGGCCUUUCGCCCGAGCGACUGCUGCGCCAUUUCAAACCGGCCGGCGACGGCGGUUCGUACCAAGUGACCCGUCAACUCCGCGACCUCGUGACGCAUGCAGAGUUGAACUUGGUGCAUCGGCCUUUCCCGAUGAAGGGACGCUUCGACGCGAUCUUCUGCCGCAACGUGCUGAUUUACUUCGACCCACCAACCCAAGUCGAUGUCCUGCGCCGCAUGGCGGCUCGGCUUGCGCCGGGCGGGCUGCUGUUCGUCGGCCUCACCGAAACCGCGAUGCACGCCGAGCUCGACCUCGAGUUCGUCGCCCCCGCCGUCUAUGCCCGCCGCCACGAGUGCGGCCCGUCCAGUGCAGGCAUGGCGCAGGACGCCGUCCCGGCUUUCGCCAGCUGA
Messenger RNA from Symbiodinium sp. CCMP2456, 1326 nucleotides. The record is from the annotation of a GenBank genome assembly. Lineage: Eukaryota; Dinophyceae; Suessiales; Symbiodiniaceae.